ACUAAGUAUCUUUCUAUGAACUGUCCGCCAGAACUGAUUAUUAAAUAUAAUAUAAAAUAAAUUUCAAAUUUGUAAUGACGAAAGUUGCAGUGUUAGGUGCCGGUGUUAACGGUUUGUCUUGUGCUGUGAGAAUAAAAGAACAAUAUCCCUUUAUUGAUGUAGUCGUCAUAGCAAAAGAUUUCAGUCCUAAUACAACUGGCGAUGGAUCUGGAGGCUUGUGGAAUCCAUAUCUCUGUGGAAAUACAUCACAACAACUUUUGGGCAAAUGGGGUGGUGAGACCUACAAGUAUUUGCAUAACCUAUGGCUGAAUGAAGGUUGCGAUAUAUCCCUCGUGCCAAUGUAUGAACUACACAGGAUAAAAAAAGAUCUCUCUAUACACGAUUGGGCUAAUUCUGUAUUUGGCUACAGGAUAUUAGAUAAAGUACACCUGGAUUACUUGAACGGAUUAUCAUCUGUAAAAUACGCAGUUGGUCGGACCUUUACCUCUUUUGUAGUAUAUCCUCCAACACUUUUGAAGAAGAUGUACCAACAAUUCAAAAAUGCUAAUGGUAUUACGAUACAAUCUAACAUAAACUCUUUGAGAGAUGUAAAACUAGAUGAUUAUGAUGUCAUCAUUAACUGUAUGGGUCUUGGAGCAAGGGAAGCGGUUCCAGAUCCUAAAAUGAUGCCAAUCAGAGGACAGAUAGCUCGAGUUUCAGCGUCUUGGAUUAACCAAGCAGUCGUAGAGGAAGAUACUGCUUAUUAUAUUAUACCAAAUACACAUACCUGCGUGUUAGGCGGCACUAACCAAAAGAAUAAUUUUAGUACAGAGGUAGACGAUGAUGACAAGGAUUUCAUCUUAAAUGGAUGCAUGGAAAUAAUGCCGGAAAUCAAACACGCAAAACUCAUUACACACUGGGUUGGUUUACGUCCGGGAAGAGAUGAAAUAAGACUCGAGUCAGAAGAAAUUGAUGGUAAAUUCUACAUUCACAACUAUGGACAUGGUGGAAGCGGGUUUACAUUGUUUUGGGGCUGUUCGUAUGACGUUCUCAAAAUAUUUGACGAUUAUAUGAAAACGAAAACGCAGAAAGAAAAAUCGAAGCUAUAAUUACAUUAUAUAUUAACAUAUAAAAUAUAUUUUAAUAAAUAUAACACAGUAACCAACGAGUAAAUUAA
Melitaea cinxia (Glanville fritillary) is the source of this 1156-nucleotide messenger RNA. It is a transcript of the gene Daao2, whose product is annotated as D-amino-acid oxidase. Bases 75 to 1088 code for a protein of 337 amino acids. Gene Ontology annotation, molecular function: D-amino-acid oxidase activity; FAD binding. The transcript has 8 exons. Lineage: Eukaryota; Metazoa; Arthropoda; Insecta; Lepidoptera; Nymphalidae. The record is from RefSeq and is a predicted model, not a curated record.